UGGGGUCCCAGAAGGAGCUCGCAGCACGAGCAGGAUGAAGCCUUCCAUUGCCAUCAUUCUUUGCAUCUUGAUCCUGGGAGUUGACAGCCAAAGAUGGGUCCAGUUCAUGAAAGAAGCUGGUCAAGGGUCUAGAGACAUGUGGCGAGCCUACUCUGACAUGAAGAAAGCUAACUGGAAAAACUCAGACAAAUACUUCCAUGCUCGGGGGAACUAUGAUGCUGCCCGGAGGGGUCCCGGGGGAGCCUGGGCUGCUAAAGUCAUCAGCGAUGCCAGAGAGGCUGUUCAGAAGUUCACGGGACAUGGAGCAGAGGACUCAAGAGCUGACCAGUUUGCCAAUGAGUGGGGCCGGAGUGGCAAAGACCCCAACCACUUCCGACCUGCUGGCCUGCCUAAAAGAUACUGAGUUUUCUCUUCCUGUUGUUCCCAGUCAUGCUGCCCCCCGAGAAGAGGAGCAACUACUGGGUUGAGAUAUUUUCUAAAAUCUGGAUCCCUAAACAUCCCAAUGUGCUGAAUAAAUACUUGUGAAAUGCA
Messenger RNA from Mus musculus (house mouse), 531 nucleotides. It is a transcript of the gene Saa3, whose product is annotated as serum amyloid A 3. Lineage: Eukaryota; Metazoa; Chordata; Mammalia; Rodentia; Muridae. The transcript is spliced from 4 exons. Gene Ontology annotation, cellular component: extracellular region. The coding region runs from base 35 to 403 and encodes 122 amino acids. Gene Ontology annotation, biological process: positive chemotaxis. The record is from RefSeq and is marked provisional.